AUGCUAAUCUACCAAUUUUACAACGCAAACGUCCUGUCGAGUCUUUUGAACGAGCAAUACAACAGCAUACGGAACCUCAAAGAUCUGCUAGAGAGCAAUUUGAAAGCUGGCGUUGAAGAUAUGCUGUUCAACAGGGACUACUUCAAGCGCACGACGGACCGGCUACCUCUCCAGCUGUACAACCAGAAGAUAGCGACAGGCGGCGGCCACAACUUCUUCGACGCCGCCCGCGGGAUGGCGCUAGUGAGGGGCGGCGGGUUCGCGUUCCAUGUGGACACGUCGGCGGCCUACCGCGUGAUGCGCUCUACAUUCAGCGACGGCGAGAUAUGCGAGGUCGGGGAGGUAGCCCUCUUCCCGCCGCAGUACGUUGGCGCGGUUGCCAAGAAACGCUCCCAAUACAGGGAGCUCAUCGCCGUGGGCAUCAGCAGAAUGCUGGAGACAGGGCUUAUGAGCAGGAUAAAGUCUAUCUGGGACAGUCCUAAGCCGCCAUGCACCAAAAUGCGGUACAGCAGCAUCAAGGCCGUCACCAUUCGGGAGUUUUCGUUGGCACUGCUCUUCUUCACCGGCGGCAUUAUAGCCGCAAUGUUUGUCCUGCUAUGCGAGAGUCUGUCAGCUCUUGGCGUGGCAGGUGACGAGCUCGUCGGCAGCGAG
Messenger RNA from Iphiclides podalirius (scarce swallowtail), 651 nucleotides. NCBI's taxonomy places the organism in Eukaryota, Metazoa, Arthropoda, Insecta, Lepidoptera, Papilionidae. The record is from the annotation of a GenBank genome assembly.